This is a messenger RNA of Danaus chrysippus (African queen), 1560 nucleotides long. Lineage: Eukaryota; Metazoa; Arthropoda; Insecta; Lepidoptera; Nymphalidae. The record is from the annotation of a GenBank genome assembly.
AUGCUGCGGAUUGCGUUUUUAGUAUUUGCAGCUAUCGUUAAAGUAGCCUUUAGUUUUUCCGAUGUAGGAAAAUGGGACUUGCCUUUGAACGGGGAAAGUUGCAAUUUCACAUUAGCUAAGUCACUAUUUAAGGAUUCUCAAUUGAUUAUAGCAUUACACUGUGAUGUUGCUGUACCGACUAACAUCACAGUUUCAUACAUUUGGAGGCAAACUCCCUGCUCACCUGACUACUUCCAUUAUUUUGAAAAGAGAAUCGUUGAAUGCACAAAUGUGGUCGACAAACCACUGAUUGAUAGUAAUUAUAGCACACCUCAAGUAUUAAAUGUUGUCGAGACAUUCCUCUGCAACGGCAAGAAUGUUAUUUAUAUGUACAGCAAUAAACCAAUAGCUGGUGAUAAGAAAGAUGGACCUAUUUUACAACAACGAGCCCCACUCUUGACGGUUGACAGGGAAGGCAUAUACGCACUGUGGAUGUCAGUGCGUAGUAAUGUCAAAUUCCAAGCUUCUGUGCAUGUAGAAAUGCUAUCGCCAUCCGGCUAUAUAUCCGCAGCUUUAUGGCCCUUACUACCGUUCUUUGGUGCUAUGUGCGGUGUGUACACUGUGAUGUGUGCCGGUUGGCUUCUGGUCUGUGCUUUGCAGUGGAGGGAUCUUUUAAGGAUUCAGUAUUGGAUAGGUGGUGUUGCACUUCUUGGCAUGAUAGAAAGCUCUACUUAUUAUGGAGUGUAUUCUUCUAUUAAUAGGACUGGGUUGUUCAAUGCCGAGGCGUUCAUGUUUGCUGAGUGGAUGUCCGUGGCCAAGCGAGCGCUCGCACGAAUGCUUGUUAUUAUUGUGUCACUCGGAUUUGGUAUUGUUAAGCCUCGUCUAGGUCCGGCGUUACAACGCGUGCUGGGAACAGGUCUAGUGUGGUUCAUACUAGCGGCUGUGGAGUCGUGGCUUCGUCUUCAUCACAAGGCGGAGGAUUCAAAUCGAGAUUUGUUGUUGUCUGAAGCGCCAUUAUCUCUUAUGGACAGCGCCAUCUGUUGGUGGGUGUUUGUAUCACUAGCACACACUAUGAGGACAUUGCAAUUGAGACGAAACGCUAUAAAGUUGACUCUAUACCGUCACUUCACCAAUACAUUGAUAUUUGCUGUCAUAGCUUCUGUUAUAUUCAUGUUGUAUUCCUUGAAGUCCUACAGGAUCAUGCUUUGUAUUGAGGAGUGGAAGGAAGUGUGGAUGGACGAUGCGUACUGGCACAUGUUAUUUGCUGGCGUUUUAUUAGUGAUCAUGGUAUUGUGGAGACCGACGAAUAAUAACCAGCGGUAUGCCUUCACGCCUCUGCUGGACAAUGCUGAUGAUGAUGAAGAUGAAGAAGAACAGUUCGUGAAUGACGCGUAUGGAGUCAAAAUGCGCUCAACGAAUAUAAGUGAGAGUGACUCGCAAAGGGAACCAGAACCUAAAACGACUUCCUUAGAUUCUGACCUCAAGUGGGUGGAGGAAAACAUUCCCACGAGUUCCCUACCCUUGUUGGAUUCUGACGAAGAGAUCAUAAACACUAAGUUUGAAGUGUCUAAGAUGCAAUAA